Cucurbita maxima (winter squash) is the source of this 1554-nucleotide messenger RNA. Its product is annotated as A-kinase anchor protein 17A. Bases 201 to 1226 code for a protein of 341 amino acids. The record is from RefSeq and is a predicted model, not a curated record. The transcript is spliced from 5 exons. NCBI's taxonomy places the organism in Eukaryota, Viridiplantae, Streptophyta, Magnoliopsida, Cucurbitales, Cucurbitaceae.
UAAAACAUAUCGCUCCUUCGAAAAAAAGAAAUGAAUAAAAAGGCCUAAAAUACUCUAUAGUAGCCGGAGCUGAAUCCAACCCCUGACGGCGUGGCGUAGGCUAUCGUUCUUCUCGUUGGUCGUUGGUGUGGCGGAGGAGCUAAGCGAAACCCUAAUUUAGUAACAGUGACAGGUCUGUGAAGAGAGAGAGGGGACCGAGAAUGACGGUCAAACCGUUGGAGUUGCUACCUCCCACAGAAACGUUAGAGAUGGAGAGUGGUCUUAAGCUGGUGCCGCGUCUGAGACUCAACUUCACAGUCUAUCCGUCGAGCCCUUCAGUGAGUAAAUCCCUUGAUGAGUGGAAGUUGAAGCGAGCUCUCAUUGACUUUCUCAAGACUUCGCUUUCGGUUCCGGUAAUUGUCCCUGAGGAGGAUUUGGUGAUCAAACGCAUUAAAGAAGUUAAGACACGCAAGCGCGAAGACCCACUUGCUCGCGGUACUCUCUUCGUGCGAGAUCUUGGAUUUUUGAAAAGUGCUUACAAGAGGUAUGAGGAGGAGGAAGAGGAAAUCACGGUGUUGGAGAAGAAGUUUUUGGAUUGGAGGCGAUUCCUGGUUGAGAAAUUGGAUGGGAUUGAGCUGAAUCUUGAGGGGUUCAAAUUCAAACUCACAGUCGUUAUACCGGAAUCUGAUAAUUUUGAGGCAAUGAAGACGGCUUGGGGGGAUUUUUACGCAUUUGGGAAUCGUGGAUAUUCGAGAAAUGGGAACCAAGGACCUGAUACCAUUACCUUGAGGGGUGCUCCAUCAAGGUGGUUUGCCGAGCCUCGGGUUUCGUCAAAGCCCUCCAUGUUGGUCACACAUACCAUCUUUUCUACAUUUGGAAAGAUAAGGAACCUAAAUAUUGCUGUCGAUGAUGCUUUUGGUAAGGACGGCAAUGAGGAUGCAGAAGACAUAAUUUCAGGCUUACACUGUAAAAUAACAGUUCAGUUUGAGAAACACAGGGACUUUUACAAUGCUCUAAAGGUGCUGUCUGGUCGCUCAUUGCAGAAGCAAGGAUCUCGCCUCUGGGCUGAUUAUGAGGUUACAUGGGACAAGGAUGGCUUUACCCAACACUCAAGAAAUCCACAACAGGGUGAUGGCAGCAGAAUGCAGGAAAUGGCAGCAGGGCAAUUUAAGAGUGAGGCCUUGAGAAGACAACGAUAUUCUGGCUCCAUUCCUGAUGAUUCACGGCGCAAGAGGUUCAAGGAAUAGGUGAAGUUGGGUCUGCAGCUUGCCUUAGUGAAAGCUUAAAGUUUGCUCCUGGCAUUACUUGCACCUCUUGCAGCCGCAAAUAGUCUUUCUGCAAUUUGUAAUGACUAUCUGACUUCUGUUUCUUGCACAAAAUUCUACAAUGUGAUGCCUCCCCUCAUAUUGCAGGAUGCUGUGUUGCAUCAUAUUCGUCCUGGUAUCUUCUCUCUCCCACAGGCCCACAUUAUAAUCCCUUGGCCUCUGAAAAUUUUGUAUAAAUGUUUAAGAAACCGGCUCGAGCUAACUUAUUAACAGAGAGGAGAUAUAAAAGUAUUCGUUUUGCUAGACCUGA